Messenger RNA from Synchytrium microbalum, 1659 nucleotides. RefSeq lists its product as uncharacterized. Gene Ontology annotation, molecular function: CoA-ligase activity. The record is from RefSeq and is a predicted model, not a curated record. Lineage: Eukaryota; Fungi; Chytridiomycota; Chytridiomycetes; Synchytriales; Synchytriaceae. Gene Ontology annotation, biological process: secondary metabolic process. Bases 1 to 1659 code for a protein of 552 amino acids. The transcript has 11 exons.
AUGGUCGUCUUGAAGUCUCCGUUCCCCACAGUAAAGAUCCCCAUCACUACAAUCCCAAACCAUUUCCUGUUUGAUCCCAUCAGGAAUGACCCGGGUCGUCGAAAUCUCGUCGCAAUGUUGCUCUCUGAAACCAAUGAAAAAAUCACAUAUGGAGAGGUAGAGCACAAUGUGUUGGCAUUAAGUGCUGGUUUGGCUGCUCUUGGUGUCCACAAGGGUGUUGUGGUUCAGAUGUUUGGACCUUCUGGGCCUGAGUUUCCUCAAAUUGCGUGGGCAGUAUUGCAUGCUGGUGGAAUAUUAACCACGGCUAACCCAGCAUACAAUGCCGAUGAAUUGGCCUACCAGCUUGGUGACUCCAAACCAACCUUCAUGUUCACAGUCCCAGACAUGCUCGAAACUGCACUUGCAGCCGCAAAAGAGGGCAACAUCAAGACUUCAAACAUCUUUGUAUACCAAGCUAAAGCUACAGGCUUCAAAUACUGGACAGAGUUGUUUGGCGAUGCUGCCAAAGCCCCAAAAGUGAAAUGGAGUGCUGAUGAGCUGACAAAGACUCCAGCCUAUAUUUUGUAUUCUUCUGGAACUACUGGUCGACCAAAAGGAGUCAUGCAAUCCCACUUCAACGUAAUUGCGAACAGACAACAAACAUCUUCGUUGGUACCUCCUGAAUUUAUACCACCAUCUGGAACUCCUGCAUUGUCAAUCUUCCCCAUGUACCACGCCGCUGGUCUCUUCAUCAUUCAAGGAAUGUUGGCUGGUGGAUCCAUGGUAAUCACAUCUAGAAAGUUCUCCUUCUCGAGGUUUUGUCAGGCUAUUCAGGACUACAAGAUUGCUGGAAUUGUUGCUCCACCACCAAUUUACGUCAUGCUCGCUAAAAGCCCAGAAGCUCGUAAAUACGACCUGUCGAGCUUGCAAGCUAUGGGUUCUGGAGCUGCUCCACUUGGAAAGGAAUUGGCCGAGGAGAUUGGUGCAAGCUUCAAGCUUCCUUCUGGUUUCAUUAUGAACGGAUGGGGUCAAUCUGAGGUCAACUGUUCUGGAACUGGUGGAGGCCUCCUACCUCCCAAAAUCGGAAGUGUCGGUUUCCCAUUACCCAAUUCUGAAAUCAAACUGAUUGACGAGGACGGCAACGAAGUACACACCCCCAACACACCUGGAGAAAUGUACUACAAAGGUCCUAAUGUGACUUUGGGGUAUCUGAAUCGUGAUGAUGCUACAAGGGAGACGUAUAUUGAUGGAUGGGUCAAGACUGGAGAUCAAAUCAUUUAUGACGAUCAAGGAUACUUGUUUGUGGUUGACCGUCUCAAGGAGUUGAUCAAAGUGAAUGCUCUUCAAGUUGCUCCAGCCGAAUUGGAAGCCCUUGUGCUCUCCCAUCCAGCAGUUGCAGAUGUAGCUGUUGUGCCUACUCCAGACGAUAUGGCCGGUGAACUACCAAGAGCCUUCGUAGUAACCAAAGCCGGAAAGCAAUCCAAGCAAACUGCAUUGGAUAUUAUGAAAUUCGUUGAUGAGAGAGUCGCCAAACACAAGCAUCUCCGAGGCGGUAUCUGCUUCGUAGAUGAGAUUCCUAAAAACCCUUCUGGAAAGAUUCUUCGCCGAGUCUUGCGAGAUGAUCCUGCUAAAGGCUUGAUUCCUCACCCUGCUAAUGCUGGUCCUAAUGCUCGACUAUAG